This is a messenger RNA of Rotaria sordida, 522 nucleotides long. NCBI's taxonomy places the organism in Eukaryota, Metazoa, Rotifera, Eurotatoria, Philodinida, Philodinidae. The record is from the annotation of a GenBank genome assembly.
AUGAAAAAAUUACAAGAUUGUUGUGCCAAAUUGUAUACAAAACAAUGUUUUCUUUUUCGUGUUGUCAAUACAGCAUUACGAGACGAUGAUCGAACUAAACUUGAAACAUUGGGUCCAUACUGUUAUCUAGUUUAUAACUAUAUUGGUCGACAUAUGAAAGAUAAUUUUUCAAUUCAUCGUCGUCUUUCACAAGUAAUUCACCCAACUGAAUCUCAAUCUAUGAUUGUCUAUCGUGGCGGUUAUGUUUCGCGUGAAAAGAUAGAAGAAUAUCAACAGGCAAUUCGACGAAAAGAUAUAUUUUUUAAAUGGCUUCCAUUCGUUUCGACUUCAUUGAACCGUGAUGUUGCUGAAACAUUUGGAAGAAAUGUUUUGUAUAUUAUUGAAUUGCGACGUUAUACACCUAAUAAUCAAUUUACACAAAAAUAUUUAGAAGCAUAUCUUGAAUAUACGUGGAAGAAAUUUGUUAGUUUUACAAUAAAAGAUGAUUUAACAGCAUUAAUUGGUUUAUCAAAACAUUCAUGA